Molecule: messenger RNA, 820 nt
Organism: Arabidopsis thaliana (thale cress)
Lineage: Eukaryota; Viridiplantae; Streptophyta; Magnoliopsida; Brassicales; Brassicaceae
Gene: WRKY66
Product: WRKY DNA-binding protein 66
Exons: 3
Coding region: 69-776 (235 amino acids)
Biological process (GO): regulation of DNA-templated transcription
Cellular component (GO): nucleus
Molecular function (GO): sequence-specific DNA binding; DNA-binding transcription factor activity
Source: RefSeq, marked reviewed
GUAGAAACCUUUGCUGAUCUCUAUAUAAACUAAUAACAGAUUAACCUGAAUUAUCCUAAACAGAAAAUAUGUCUCUUGAGAUUGAUGCGAAGGCUGUCUCAGCACUCCUCCUUGGCCAAGGAUGCGCUAACAAUCUCAAGACGCUCCUCAAAAACCAUGAAACAGGCUCAGUUUCAACAGAGCCACUCAUCAACUCCAUUCUUGAUUCUUUCUCGUUUGCUCUGUCUUCUCAGAACAUACCACGUCAUGUGUCUCAAAGAUCAUCAAAGAAAAAGAUGUGUGGAAUACAAGGUAUGGAAGAUUCUCCGACACCGGCCCACAUUGAUGGCUUCAUCUGGAGGAAAUAUGGACAAAAGACCAUCAAAACCUCUCCGCACCAAAGGUGGUACUACCGAUGUGCCUAUGCGAAAGACCAAAACUGCGACGCUACCAAGCGGGUACAGAAGAUCCAAGACAAUCCUCCAGUGUACAGAAACACCUAUGUCGGACAACAUGCAUGUGAAGCUCCAGCUUAUGCAGUUAAUAAUGGUGGUACAUACGGUUCAAAAAUGAUCAAAUUCGACUAUGUUAUUCCUGAAUCGGUUAUGCCUCAACCUUUAUCAAUUGAUUCCCAAGAAAUUACCAUGGAGGAUAAAGACACAGACGACCAUAUUUUGAACUAUAUUAACGAGCAUUUGAUGGAAGAUGAGGCGUAUGAUGUUUUCCCUGAUGUACUUGGAGAACGUUGCUGCUUUGGAUUAGAACCCUUUCCAGGAUUGAACAUUAAUAAAUCUUAAAAGCUUUUCAUGUUCUUCGAUCUUAUGGUGGAGAAUGAAUGAUU